AGGAAAUCAAAUUAAAGUGAAACGGAACGUUAUUUGCGUUGCCAUAGCAAUGUUUUGACAACAAAACUGUUUUCCAUUCCAGUAUUACCAGUUUUUUAAUAUAGCAAAAUGUCUUACAGAGAUAUCAGGAACUUUAUCGAGGUGAUGCGCGUGCUGGGGUACCCGCAGGCGAUCUCCAUGGAGAGCUUCCGAAGUGCAAACUGGGCGCUGCUGGAGCCGUGCGUGCGCUGGCUGGCCGCGCGGCUCGACCCCGAUGUGACGCUCGCCGGCAGCGGGGUCACGCUGGAGGGACGCGUCGCCUUCGUAUCACACGCGCUUGAACUCUUCCACUCCCUCGGCAACGUGAAGCUGAGCGGCAAGCGCGUGUACGGUGCGGAUGGGUGGGCGGUGCGCGAGCUGCUGAAGGCGGGCCGGCUGCUGCGCGAUGCGCUCCGAGCGCCCCCGCCCGACGACCUGCGCCCGCACAACGCCGUUCUAUCGUACGACGUCACCGCCAAGAUAAGCGAGAUCAAGCGGGCGCGGUCGCUGGCGACAGAGAUCACCGCUCAGGGCGCCUUCCUCUACGACCUGCUGGCUAAGGAGGCCAACAACAAGGAGCAGCGCGACGCGGCGCUGUCUCGGCCGCUGGACAUGUCGUCGCUGGAGGCGGGGCUGGCGCGCGGGGUGGGCGUGGUCCGCGAGCGCGUUGCGGCGGCGCGUGCGCAGGCGCAGAGUGCGGAGGCAAGCGCAGCCGCGCUAGACGCCAAGCUUGCGCGCCGCCACGCAGACCUGCAGCGCGCUGAGAAACGACUGCACACCGUGCAGAAGAUCAAGCCGGCGUACCAGUCUGAGCUGUCGGCGCUGGAGCGGGAGAUCGCGGAUCUGUGGGAGCAGUACGUGGUGCGCUAUCGCUGCGUGGAGGCGCUCAAACACCAGCUCAGCCUACUGGAGCGCGCGCAGGCAGAGGCGGCGGAGGAGCAGCAGGCCGCCAUCCUGCAGCUCAUACACAAGUACGAGGCCGAGGACGUGCUCGGCAAGUUGCACGACACCGACGAGGAGGAGUCGAGCUCGGAGAGCAAGGACAGCUCGAUCCAUCAGCCGCGGCCCGCCGCCCGGCCCCGCACGCGUCUGCGCAUCAACACCGCCGGGACUCGGCUGGGGUCAGCGCGGCGCGCGUUCGGCGCGAUGGGCGCGCGCGACUCGCUGGACGACGUGCGCGACGAGGACGACUCGCGCUCCCCCUCACCCUCGCACUCCGACUCUGACAUGCAGCUCUUUGGGGCAGGGGGCGGUGUGGGGGAGGGUCGGGAGACGCGCGAGGGCGGUCGCUGGCGGCCCCGCCCCGCCACGCGCACGCUGGCCGCCGCCGACGACUUCGCAGAUCUUAUUGACGACGAGGAGGUGGCGGGGCCGGGGGCGGGGCUGGGGGCGGGAGGUGUGGCGGGAGGUGCGGGAGGACGCUCCAGCUCCUCCGACAGCGAGCUGCGCCGCGCUGAUCAGCUCAGCGACGACGAGUUCUAA
Messenger RNA from Papilio xuthus (Asian swallowtail), 1500 nucleotides. RefSeq names its product clusterin associated protein 1 (gene Cluap1). Lineage: Eukaryota; Metazoa; Arthropoda; Insecta; Lepidoptera; Papilionidae. Bases 109 to 1500 code for a protein of 463 amino acids. Gene Ontology annotation, cellular component: microtubule organizing center; intraciliary transport particle B; cilium. The record is from RefSeq and is a predicted model, not a curated record. Gene Ontology annotation, biological process: cilium assembly. The transcript has 11 exons.